AGAGCUCAGAUGAAAUCAAAAGAACGAUAAAGCGUGGAGGAGAAGACGACGCUGCAGUUGCUUUCCUGGUCUGCAGUUCGGCAGGGCAUUAAGAUGUCCGUGGACAUGAACAGCCAGGGCUCUGACAGCAAUGAAGAGGAUUAUGACCCUAAUUGCGAGGAGGAGGAAGAGGAUGAGGAUCCGGGGGAUAUUGAGGAUUAUUAUGAUGGGGUAGCUAAUGACGUGGAGCAGCAGGGAGCAGAUGCCUUUGAUCCAGAGGAAUAUCAGUUCACCUGCCUGACUUACAAGGAGUCGGAGAGCACGCUGAAUGAACACAUGGCCAGCUUGGCUGCCACGUUAAAGGUAUCGCAUGCUGUUGCAAAGCUUGUGUUAGUUAGUUUCCACUGGCAAAUCUCAGAGAUUUUGGAAAGGCACAAGUCAAAUGCUGCCCAGUUGCUAGUAGAAGCACGAGUUCAGCCCACCUCAUCCAAACAUGCAAUGGUACAUUCCUCCCAUCACUGCGCAGUGUGCAUGCAGUUUGUGCGGAAGGAGAACUUGCUUUCUCUGGCUUGUCAGCACCAGUUCUGUCGCAGCUGCUGGGAGCAGCAUUGUACAGUGCUUGUCAAGGAUGGUGUUGGAGUUGGGGUCUCCUGCAUGGCUCAGGACUGCCUACUUCGGACACCAGAAGACUUUGUUUUUCCAUUGCUGCCUAGUGAAGAGCUGAAAGACAAAUACAGGCGCUACCUCUUCAGGGACUAUGUGGAGAGCCAUUACCAGCUGCAGCUGUGUCCUGGUGCAGAUUGCCCCAUGGUCAUACAGGUACAGGAGCCAAAAGCCCGGCGAGUGCAGUGCAAUCGUUGCAAUGAGGUCUUCUGCUUUAAGUGUCGGCAGAUGUACCACGCACCCACAGACUGUGCCACCAUCCGGAAAUGGCUCACCAAAUGUGCAGAUGACUCCGAAACAGCCAACUACAUCAGUGCUCACACUAAAGAUUGUCCGAAGUGCAAUAUCUGUAUUGAAAAGAAUGGAGGCUGCAAUCACAUGCAAUGCUCCAAAUGCAAGCAUGACUUCUGCUGGAUGUGUCUGGGAGACUGGAAGACUCACGGCAGCGAGUACUACGAAUGCAGUCGGUACAAAGAGAAUCCUGAUAUUGUAAACCAGAGUCAGCAAGCACAGGCCAGGGAGGCCCUUAAGAAGUACUUGUUCUAUUUUGAGAGGUGGGAGAAUCACAAUAAGAGUUUGCAGCUGGAGGCACAGACAUACCAACGAAUCCAGGAGAAAAUUCAGGAAAGAGUCAUGAACAACUUGGGAACAUGGAUAGACUGGCAAUACCUACAAAAUGCUGCAAAGCUACUUGCAAAGUGUCGUUACACUCUGCAGUACACAUAUCCAUAUGCCUACUACAUGGAGUCUGGUCCCAGAAAGAAACUGUUUGAAUACCAACAGGCCCAGCUGGAGGCUGAAAUUGAAAAUCUCUCAUGGAAGGUGGAGCGAGCAGACAGCUAUGACAGAGGGGACUUAGAGAAUCAGAUGCACAUAGCAGAGCAGAGACGGAGGACCCUGCUGAAAGACUUCCAUGAUACAUAAAAGAGGAGAAAAUGACAAAGUGCAGGGGUGAGAGCAGCAAGUGAAGUGAUGGCAGCUUCACCGGGAUAAGCAGGCACUGCCUCUGGGAGAACAUGGCCAAGGACAGAGCCACCCCUCCCCUUGCGAGUCAGACACACGCAAACAUCACAUCUUAGUCCAGUUUGUUCUCUUAUCUUUCUGUUUGUUUCCGCCAUGCUAGAGGCCAGAGUUCAGAUUGGCAUAUUUCCUGGGACAUUUCCCUCCUGCCCUCAAUGGUUUCAGAAGGGGAGGGAGUUUUUCUCUGAAUGGCUGUUAAUAGUAUUAGAUCAAUACAAUUUAUGUAAUUUUCAACGGUUGUACAAUUAUACAGACAAACCUUAGAAUAACACACAACCCUUUUUAAAAAUAAAUUGGCAGUGGAGUGUUUUUCCUUAAUCUGCUUGUAAAUUUAAUGGGCUUUUCCCUCUCUCCUCCUUCCUUCCUCUGAACCAAAAAUCCUCCUAGGCACUGAAGGAGGUUACAAAAUAACUCAGCUAGAUUUCCUGAUGCUCCUUUAACCAGGACAUUGUAGCAUUGGCAUUGCAUGAGGAGAGUGGCUGGUGCUAAGAAUGGCUGCUGCUGUGUCUGAUCUGGCAGUACGAGCAGUGUCUGUGACUUAGUCCAAUUACAUGUGACAUGUCUUCUUGAAUAUCAGCUGUGCAAAAUCUUGCUACACAAACAAAAACAAGCAGAGGAAUUGUAGGGGAGAGAGCAGGUUAUCUCUAAGCCAGGUCAGAUUCUGCAUUUGAUAAAUUUUAGGUCUUCCAUAUAGAUUUUUUUGCUUUACUUGUUUUUGUGGGGAGGGCGUUGUAUUGCCAAAGUGAGUGAUGAGGGAAUAGUAGCAUACAGAUGUUAUCAAGGCUUGGGGCUUUUGCAGAGUGAAACAAUCCAUGUCAUAACAGUGCCAUGCAAUGUGGUAAAGUAUAUUUGUGCCUGCUGGGUGACAUGGUUGAGAAAAUUUGAUCCCAUUAAUUGAUAUGAAACUAAACUCCGCUACUUUAUGAGGAGCAAAUAUUAUGUACAACACACUCCCUGGCACAUGUUGGACAGGCACUAGAAUACAGAUGCACUGUUGUGCAGAGCCUGCACCAAGCCAGGCAGAAAAUUAACUUGCAAAAUUAAUUUAUUUGUAUAUUAGUAUCAAUACUGGUGGGAACUUAUCAGAAAAUUGAUUGCUAGGAGCAUGUGGAGCUUUUUUAUUAACAUUCUUUUUUCUAAUGUAAAAUAUACACUAAAAUAAAAAUAUGAAAACCUAGUUCAUCUUAGUAGAGGUUAACAUGAAAAAGGUUACUUAAAUGCUGAUGCUUGCCUCUUUGCUGUAGGAAGCAGGCCACGGGUUAAGAUUUCACAAGCAUGUAUGUCACCUGCACCAGGAACACGCUGUACACAGCCAGUGAAGGUGAAGCUGGAGUGUCUGAUUUGAGGAAAUCACUUCUGUGGGGGACUUGUGGCAUUCUCUUCCAUGCUGUUCAUGGAAGUGUAACCUUUGAUGCGUCCCUGUGUAUUGUUUUUAUACAGUUUCACUUGACAAAGAUUAAACUGAAGGGGAAAAAGUACUAAAUUCCUGCAUGUCCAAAUAAGCUAACUGCUGCUGGAGCCUUUUUCAUGUACCUGAGAUGUGUGAGCCAAGUUUUUGCAGCAUGUAUAAUUGGGCAGAUGGAUUUGAACAAGAGAUGUUUGGUUUAAGAAAAUAGCUGCCUUUGAAGCUAAUCCUGUGGCCGUGCUUGCUCGUGGUAGAAAAUUUCCAUCUAAGAGGCCUUGCUCUUUCCAUCUCCCUUCUGUGCUGUAGGAUGUAUCCUCAGGAACGUGCUGCCAAAGAGCUGCUGGCAGUGGAGCAGGGAUAGGAACAGAAGCAGCACCUGUACAAGGUCUCUUAUGUUUCUGCUCUGGGUGGUUUUGGCUCCCAUCUGGGCUGAAGCCAUGGGGGUAGGUAUGUCCUUGCUCCAGCCACUGCCUCCUGAAUUCAUGCCCUCCUCUGCUCCCAGCAACAGCAUCUUUGUGCCCUGCUCAGAAUAUAUUCCAGAGAUUGGUCAAAUGGACCUUUGUCUCCUCCUCCUAAAUGCUUGUCAAAAUUUGGGACACAGGGCAAGGGAUAGCUCAGGGGAGAGCCUGCUGAGACCCAGCAGCUUGCAGUGUGUUGAGCUAACGUUUAAACUGUUCUUUGAAGAUGUUUUUUAACGUGCAAAGUACUAAUCUGGGAUAAAAACUGGUGUUCUUGUUGUCUAAAUGUAACUAGCAUAACGCCAGUCUCUCUGCAGAACAGAUACUUGGUGUUUCCUAAUCCCAAAGAGCUCUCACUUUUCUUACAUAAUUGCCAGGCUUUGAGCUAUACUAGAAUGAGGUUUUGUCUCUCUCUACCUCCUCUUUGCCUCCCUCCAUUGCCCCCACAAAAUGCUUUGCCAUGAAUCCUUGUUUGUAGAAAAACUGGACUAUGUAGCUGUGGCCAAAUGUGCUGAACAGACUGCUGAGAUGCUUGGCUGAGGAACGGUACUACAUGUUGCACUGAGUGCCCCUUAAUUCUUUCAGCAUUUUUGAAGCUUUAGCCAGUUCUAUUUGCUUUAAAACAAAACAAAUCACACCCUUUCUUAGGGUGAUGGUUGUCCUGGUUUGCACACACAAAUCCCAUUUCCAUGCUCUCUGGGACAACAACAGCACUUCGUUGCUGUUGCAGCCCAGGCAGGGUGCCUGCUGUAUCGAUGUCACGCAGAGUUGUAAACUCCAGAACAGAACCUGCAGAGCACAGGGAGCUUUGGCUCUUCGUGUAAAGUGGUGCUGUUUGAAAGGCUACAACAGGAAGGAGUUGCAGUAUCAAAAGACAAGGCUAAGUUUUUUUUCCCUUCUAACGGGUACGCAGCCCUAUUCAAGUCAGCAGGGUUAUGUGACCAUAGGUGCUCAGUGCCUCAGGAGCCAUUUGUUCAGAGGUAUAAAAUUCCCUUCAAUGCAUUACUGCUACAGAUGUGGAAUGUUUGCUCUUCUUUUUCUUUCUGCAUUUGUCUCUCCCUGCCUGCCUGCCAUCUCUCCAUCCGUGCAUCUGGCGCUCCUCAUUUCAGCUUUGCUCGUAUUAUGCGUUGGCUGCCUCACCUCUGAUGGUCCUCAGGCUUCCCAAACUGUAACAAAAUUUUUUUUACCGAUAACAUAAACUGCAUGACUGCUGCUCUGUCCUCGCAUAGGGCCGGGGGCAGCAGGAGGUUUCUGUACUAUAGCCUCGCGCUCUAAAUUUUAGACUUUUUAAGCAGGUGAAAAAUAGAACUUUAUUUUUAAAUGAGGCACUCGUUCUGGGAGUUCCUUUCCUCGCCCCGCUCCGGUUGAGAUCGCGGGACAGCGCUGGAGGAGGGCUGCCGCGUACCCCCACACGCCGCAGGAGGGCUGCUAAUCUAUUUCCUCCUCGCUUCUCUUUGAAGGCACCGGAUAGGGGCAGGGGCGGUGGAAACCGCCCGGGAGACGGUUGCCAGACGCGCGCCCUCGGUUUAUUUGCAAUAAAUGGUAACUUUUUAA
This is a messenger RNA of Meleagris gallopavo (turkey), 5079 nucleotides long. NCBI's taxonomy places the organism in Eukaryota, Metazoa, Chordata, Aves, Galliformes, Phasianidae. The record is from RefSeq and is a predicted model, not a curated record.